AUGAUAAAUCACACGCGCUCCGAGGAUGCAAGUCGCCUCAAGUCACGCAUGGGCUCAUACGCAGCCCCAAACCCUGACAAAGACGUUGUCCACCCUCCAAUCACUGACAACAGCAAGAGUCGUGCCCAAAUGGGAUUCAACCACAUCCAGCUGGGCAAAAUGCUUUGUCCGGCUAAAUAUUUGGCCGACUACAUCAAGGAUCCGCAUGAGAUGAAGAGCAAAUUUGAUAGCGGGUCAUUGAAGGUAACCGCUGCCUUGUGGCCCGCUUAUCUCUAUCCAGGCGACAUUGCAGGCGAAGACUUCGACUCUGAGGAUAUACUUGAAGGGCUUUUUCGUGGAUAUCUUUUGGAGUGA
Suillus plorans is the source of this 354-nucleotide messenger RNA. RefSeq lists its product as uncharacterized. Lineage: Eukaryota; Fungi; Basidiomycota; Agaricomycetes; Boletales; Suillaceae. The transcript has 2 exons. The record is from RefSeq and is a predicted model, not a curated record. The coding region runs from base 1 to 354 and encodes 117 amino acids.